Messenger RNA from Acanthoscelides obtectus, 2854 nucleotides. The record is from the annotation of a GenBank genome assembly. Lineage: Eukaryota; Metazoa; Arthropoda; Insecta; Coleoptera; Chrysomelidae.
GACCUUUUUCUCGAAGGGUCAUAAUCCUUCACGAACUGAUAACGGCGUUUUUUUGUUAUUAACUGCUUUAAUUUAAAUUCCAGAUCCUCAUCUAUGAAGCAGAGAUUACUGAAAGGCAAACAUCUUCAGAGACUACCACAUCGCAUCCAGCGAGAUGGGUACAUCUAUGAUGAGAGCUGAAGACAUUAUCACCAAAUUGCCGUGCGAUACAGAAAGCGAUGCAAUGUUGGAAAGCGACUAUUUUUUGUCAAAUUAUGGUUCACAAAAUUCUUUAUGCGUGAGUUCAAAAUGCACCGAUGUGAGCGUCGAAAGGAUAGAUGGAUCAUUAGGAAUAACAUUACGAGGCGGUUUGGUUCCAGAUAACCCCCACUUGAGCAGGCCGCUAAUAAUUACGCAAAUUCGGAAGAAUGGAUCAGCUCACAGAACUAGCCUCAUUCGUGUCGGCGACCGACUCCUCAAAGUAGAUCAUCAUUCGCUCAUCAAUAAGACUUUACUGGAAGCCCAACAGAUCCUGAAGGAUUGCACUAAGGAUGGGGCCAGGGGUAUUAAUAUCCUAACGAUCGAAUUCGAUGUGAGUGUGAUGGAAUCCGUGAAGUACGCUAAUGGACCUCUAUUGCUGGAGAUUGAGAGGCAAGAGGAAGAGGAGUUUGGUGUCACGGUAGGGAGUUGCUGCGAAACCGACCCGGACGAUGAGCUUUCCUCACCUUACUACAUCGAAUCCAUUACACCUGCAAGUACUGCGGACCGUUGUGGCGCUCUAUCUGCUGGUGACAGGCUUCUAGCGGUAGACGAAGUUCCUUUGAGAGGCUGGCGUGGUUCACCACUGGACGUACAGAGGCUGCUGCGUACUGCCACUAGGCUGCAAGUCAUACCUGCACAUGCUAUGGCGAGGAGGGCUAUGGCAGCAAUCACGGACGCCACUGGUAGAGGUCAAUAUGCAACUUGUCACAGUCCAUCAAGCUUCAGUACAUGGAGUUCCAGACGUUCUAGAAUAAAUAAAAACAACAGACUCAAUAGACAAAGUACAAUGAUUACGCAGAAGACGUUUGAUACCGACUGUAGUAGCACCUAUUCUAGUUAUCCCACCUCCUUUGGGGGCGUAUCCCAUGCAGAAACACUUUCUGUUACACUUACAUCAGACAGAGGAGCGGGGUAUGGAUUGGAGGUUUCAAUCGGCGAUCAUGGUGAAACCAGGUCUGCGGACAUAUUGAUCUCCUGGAUUGUGCCAGACUCGCCGGCAUACAGGUGUGGUUGUUUGCAAGUAGGUGACAGGAUAGUUGCAUUAAACCAUCAACCAAACUUAACGUUACAAGAAAUAAAUUCGAUUUUGAAACUGGGUGAGGAUCAUACUAUGGUUUCAAAAAUAGCUUUGGAGGUGGAGUUUGAUGUGGCCGAUGCUGUGGUGCCGUCGAGUGGUAUUUUCACAGUAAAAGUUGCAAGGCGAGGACCUGGUCUUGGAAUUACCGUUACUGCCUCCAAAACUCGUCCGGACGAUCCUUUCACCAUAACUGAAGUUCUGCGUGGUUCACCAGCUCAUCGAACGGGCACUCUAAGAGCAGGAGAUAGGUUGUUGGCCAUCGAUGGUAGGCCAUUGAACGAAGUUUCUGGAGCUGCGGGUCCAGAAGCAUCACCCAGGCUUAUUAGGGAUGGAGAAGUAGUAGCUUUGAGAGUGGAAAAGCCUUCUGCAUCAACACAAACGGCUGUAGUGCAGAAGCCACCUAAGCCACCAGCGGACGAAGUUAUAUAUGCGGUUGAGUUAAGACGUGGAGGAGGACCUCUUGGCAUCACAGUUAGUGGCAGUGAGGAUUGCUUAGAACCAGUUAUACUGUCUAGGCUCACUGAAGGUGGCUUAGCCGAAAAGACAGGUGCUUUACAUGUUGGCGAUCGUAUACUGGCAAUCAAUGGUGAAAGCUUAGAGCACAAGCCCUUAUCUGAAGCCAUACGACUGUUGCAGUCUCCCACGGAUCGUGUUCAGUUGAAGAUAGCAAGGACAAUCAAGCCCCCUUCAAUUAUAGAGGAGAAUUCAGAUGAGGCGCGCUGUAGUUACUCAAGCCCAGGUCUUCUAAGUGUUGAUAGCGCCGUUGAGUCCUGGGAUAGUUCACCAGAUGCUGCGGGUGACAUUAGCGCUGCUCCAACGGAAGUUGAGAGUAUUCUCAGUGAGCCUGUGUCUGCAUACCAAGAACCACAUGGCAGAAGAGAUUCGCAACUGCAGUACUAUUCAGACACUGAUGAGAUAUUCUAUCCCAGUCCUUUGCCUUUACCGAAUUAUGGGUACAAUAAUACUCAAUCGCCAAGCUCAUUUUCGAGUAAACCUCUGCCUUGCUCGUACAGCAGUGAAAGCAUGUGGGAAAGCGAAAUCUACCACGUCACCCUGUACAAGGACUCUGUCUACGAUGAUUAUGGAUUUAGCGUAAGCGACGGACUUUACGAAAAAGGUGUCUACGUAAACAGGAUUAGGAAAGGUGGUCCUGCUGACAUCGUAGGGUUACUAAAGCCGUAUGAUAGAAUUAUUCAGGUAAAUGAUACAAAAACACAAGAUUUCGAUUGCUGUCUGACAGUUCCUCUGAUUGCUUCAGCAGGAGACCGGAUAGAGCUUGUCAUUGCUCGAAAUCCAUAUAUGAAUUAUGUAGAAAAGGACAAUCAGGACAACAUAUCCAAGAAAUCAUUCACGUCGUUCCAAGCACAGAACACAAUAGUAAAGACAUUGUAACCAUAGACAUGCAAUUCCAUAGGAUAUUUCUAAGUAUCGAAAUAUUUAUUUUAUAAUAAAAUUAUAUAUUUAUUUACCUUAUUAAUAGGUACGUAUCAGCUCCCAACAAAAUGCAUACUUACAAUAAACGGAUAAUAAGAAAAA